This is a messenger RNA of Ilex paraguariensis (yerba mate), 923 nucleotides long. NCBI's taxonomy places the organism in Eukaryota, Viridiplantae, Streptophyta, Magnoliopsida, Aquifoliales, Aquifoliaceae. The record is from the annotation of a GenBank genome assembly.
UCCCUUCUCUCUCUUUGGACGACUCUCUUCUCCUCUCUCUCUCAACGACGCUCUCUUCUCCUCUCUCUCUUAGCGACCCUCUUCUCCUCUCUCUUAGCGACCUUCUUCUCCUCCACGAUGGCGUGAGCUCAGCAGUUGGGACGACGAAGAGGCUUUCAAUCACAGAUCUCCUGACGAUCCUCCAUCUGCUGGUCCUGUGUGUGUCCUCCAUCGAUUUGAGACCAGUUUGGUGAAAGCUUGUUUAAUCCCACCCCUUCUCUGUCUGCUAUGGUUGUUAAUCAUUACAAACUUCGGGGCAUAUUGUUAGUUAUAGCCUAGGUGGGAUGGGUUGUAGUGCUGGUUUGAUCUCAAUGGAUCUUGCUAAAGAUCUUCUUCAAGUCCAUCCCAAUUCGUAUGCUUUAGUAAUUAGCAUGGAAAACAUCACUUUGAAUUGGUAUUUUGGGAAUGAUAGAUCGAUGCUUGUUUCAAAUUGCUUAUUCCGGAUGGGAGGGGCUGCAAUUUUGCUUUCGAACAAGAGGUCUGAUCGACGACGAUCCAAGUAUCAGUUGGUCCACACUGUCAGAACCAAUAAAGGUUCGAACAAUAAAUGUUUUUCCUAUGUUACCCAAAUGGAGGAUUCCACUGGCAAGGUUGGAGUUUCUUUGUCGAAGGAUGUGAUGGCUGUUGCUGGGGAUGCUUUGAAGACCAAUAUCACUACAUUGGGCCCUCUUGUGCAGCCAAUGUCUGAGCAGUUGCUCUUCUUUACUACAUUGGUUGGGAAAAAACUGUUCAAGAUGAAGAUAAAGCCUUAUAUCCCAGAUUUCAAACUGGCGUUUGAGCAUUUUUGCAUUCAUGCUGGAGGAAGAGCUGUGUUGGCUGAAUUGCAGAAAAACUUGCAGCUCUCGGAUUGGCAUAUGGAGCCUUCAAGGAUGACACUCUACUGA